Lacerta agilis (Sand lizard) is the source of this 859-nucleotide messenger RNA. RefSeq names its product ADP ribosylation factor like GTPase 5B (gene ARL5B). The coding region runs from base 69 to 608 and encodes 179 amino acids. Gene Ontology annotation, biological process: protein localization to Golgi membrane; intracellular protein transport; vesicle-mediated transport. Gene Ontology annotation, cellular component: trans-Golgi network; cytoplasm. Lineage: Eukaryota; Metazoa; Chordata; Lepidosauria; Squamata; Lacertidae. Gene Ontology annotation, molecular function: GTPase activity; GTP binding. The record is from RefSeq and is a predicted model, not a curated record. The transcript has 6 exons.
CGUCAGCAGCAGAAGCAGCAGCAGCGGCGGAGGAAGAAAGGUCGGCGGUUUCUGCUGCCCAAGUCGGGAUGGGCUUGAUAUUUGCCAAGCUGUGGAGCCUUUUCUGUAACCAGGAACACAAAGUGAUAAUUGUGGGGCUUGACAAUGCUGGAAAGACCACCAUUCUAUACCAGUUCCUAAUGAAUGAGGUGGUUCACACUUCUCCCACUAUAGGAAGCAAUGUUGAAGAAAUAGUAGUAAAAAACACCCAUUUCCUCAUGUGGGAUAUUGGAGGACAAGAGUCUUUAAGAUCGUCCUGGAAUACCUAUUAUUCAAAUACAGAGUUUAUUAUCCUUGUAGUGGACAGCAUUGACCGAGAGAGACUAUCUAUCAUAAAAGAAGAACUAUACAGAAUGUUGGCACAUGAGGAUUUGCGUAAAGCUGCAGUUCUCAUCUUUGCAAAUAAGCAAGAUAUGAAAGGUUGUAUGUCGGCAGCUGAAAUUUCCAAGUACCUCACCCUUAGUUCCAUAAAGGAUCACCCAUGGCACAUUCAAUCCUGUUGUGCACUAACGGGAGAAGGAUUGUGCCAAGGCCUGGAAUGGAUGACUUCCCGAAUAGGAGUAAGAUAACUUAUUUUCUGGCGUCAAAGUGACACUUACCUAUGGACAAACUCCUUUGCGGUACACCUGGCUGCUGAGGCAGCAACAAACUUAACUUAAAACUUCUGAAACCUCCACAAGCAACACUUGAAUCAAGUGCAGCCGAACUUAAACUCAAAAGUAUUUUUUAACAUUUUUUAAAUGCACUAAUCUUGGAUGGAUGAACAAGUGGGACUAUAUGAAAGCUCUCCUAUAUAAGCUAAAUGACUGCCUUGUAACAA